Molecule: messenger RNA, 1854 nt
Organism: Agrilus planipennis (emerald ash borer)
Lineage: Eukaryota; Metazoa; Arthropoda; Insecta; Coleoptera; Buprestidae
Product: alkylated DNA repair protein alkB homolog 8
Exons: 4
Coding region: 2-1840 (612 amino acids)
Biological process (GO): tRNA wobble uridine modification
Cellular component (GO): cytoplasm; nucleus
Molecular function (GO): S-adenosylmethionine-dependent methyltransferase activity; tRNA binding
Source: RefSeq, a predicted model, not a curated record
AAUGGAACUGGCUGAAAAUAUUAUUCAAAAACGUCCAGAAGGUCUAUCAUCCCCGAGUAAAAAAAAGCAACGUAAAUAUCAGCAUACGUUAACAAAACAAACUGGAGCAAAAUGCACUAUAUUUCCUACAAAGCACAUAGGAAUCUGCAACAGUGGGUUGGUAAAUGGAUUAUCAGAAGAAGUAGUAUACGAACAUUUUUCAAAAUAUGGAAAAAUAGAACAAAUUCUUAUGUUACCAGGAAAAUCAUGUUGCUUUGUUUCAUUUGACGACAUUAAAUGUUCAACGAAAGCUUUCAAUAAUAUAAACGGCGUACUUAACAUUGCGCAAUACUUAAAGCCAGUCUUUUUAUCAUUUGUCGAAAAUAUCCCAGAAAGUUUAAUCGAAGCAAAUUUAAAACAUGAUUCAGAUCCUCCAAAUGGAUUAAUAAUACUAGAAAAUUUUAUAACUGAUAGCGAGGAACGGGCUUUCCUGGCAUUAAACGACUUCAAUCGAUUAGGAAGCUCAUUGAAACACAGACAAGUCAAACAUUACGGAUACGAAUUUAAAUAUGACAUAAAUAAUGUAGAUCUUAAUUGUCCAUUAGAAGAAAAAAUUCCAAAAGAGUGUGACAUUUUAUGGGAAAGAUUGAGAAUUGCGUAUCCGCAGUUAAUUUUUGUAGAACCCGAUCAAUUGACCGUAAAUUGCUAUAAGCCGGGUCAAGGGAUUCCCUCGCAUGUUGAUACGCACAGUGCAUUCGAAGAUCCAAUUUUUAUAUUGUCUUUGGGAUCAGCUAUUGUUAUGGAUUUUAAAAAUGAUAACGGAGAUCACCAUUCUUUACUAAUACCACAAAAAUCGUUUGUCAUAAUGUCUGGCGAAUCUCGCUACGCUUAUACUCACGGUAUUACUCCUAGAAAAUUGGACAUUCUUCAAACAAAGGCCGGUUUAACAGUUUUUCAUCGGGCUAUCAGAGUUUCAUUUACAUUUAGAAAAGUACGUAACGGAAAAUGCUGUUGUAAAUUCCACAGCAAAUGUGAUUCAUAUCUAAGGACACAUGAAAAGUCUUACACUGCGUUUGGUCAAUUAGCAGAGCGUGUAGAAGAAACGCAUGUUCACAAGGUGUACGAAAAUAUAGCUCAGCAUUUCAGUGAGACACGUCAUAAACCGUGGCCAAAUGUUGUAGACUUUAUUAAAUCAUUUGAAACAGGGUCCCUGUUAGUCGAUGUUGGUUGCGGAAAUGGAAAGUACAUGAACUGUGGUCAAAAUAUUUUUCAAAUUGGAUUAGAUACAAGUAUUUCUCUAUUAAAUGUGUGUAGAGAGAAGCAAUACCAAGUAUUACUUGGUAAUUGCUUAAGAAUACCAUUACUUGAUAAUGUAGCAGACGGUGCAAUUAGUAUUGCAGUGAUUCACCAUUUAUCAACUGAGGAAAGAAGAUUUUCGGCAAUUCGAGAAUUAUUACGAAUUUUAAAGGCUGGCGGUAGAGUACUGGUUUAUGUUUGGGCAAAAGAACAAAAACAUCGAAAUGAAAAAUCUAGUUAUUUGAAGCAAGAUCGAAAAAACAGGAGAUGUGAAGAAAAUGAAGCUGUUAGUAAUGAAAAACUGACUUUAGUGGAUGGUGUUGAAAUACCGAUUCAUACCAAUCGAACUCAAUUUAAACAUCAAGAUGUCUUGGUGCCUUGGAAAUUAAAGAAAAAUAGUGGUAAAAGUUUAAAUACAGGUACAGAUGAGUCACAGACUUUUCUGAGAUAUUAUCACGUUUUCAAAGAAGGUGAACUAGAAAACAUGUGUGCACAAUUUAACAGUAAACUGUUACAUAGUUAUUAUGAUCAAGGGAACUGGUGUGUUAUUUUAGAGAAAAAAUAAAAUAUUGCAAUAUA